Cordyceps fumosorosea ARSEF 2679 is the source of this 1788-nucleotide messenger RNA. RefSeq lists its product as hypothetical. The record is from RefSeq and is a predicted model, not a curated record. Lineage: Eukaryota; Fungi; Ascomycota; Sordariomycetes; Hypocreales; Cordycipitaceae. Bases 1 to 1788 code for a protein of 595 amino acids. The transcript is spliced from 2 exons.
AUGUCUAAUCCUGAUGACUGGCCGGAGGAGGCCAAGAAUGAAAUCUCUAGGCUCGAGUUCGACAAUGAUGCGCUUCAGCAGGAGGUGGGUCGCUCUGUAGCCAAGAUCAUUUCACUCCAGGGUGAAGACGACCAGAUUACAGAUGGCGAUUUGAAGAGAAGAUUUGAAGAGAUUUGCGCCAAUAUCGAGGACUGGACCACAGCCAUCGAGGUGGAAUUUCUCCAGCAGGGGCGGGAGUUCCGCCAGGUGUUCCACCAAAUACUUGAUGAUGACCCUGGACGGAGGUUUCUGUAUCGUUGGGGAUUGCUGGAACCCCUCCAUGAUAGUGCUCAAGAAAUUGGAAAGCUGUACUGGCUAGGUCAGCUCGACACAUGUAUCAAGGUUGUCUUGUCACGCGUCAUAUGGCAAUCCUUGUACGCUGAAGUCUUCGUCAAAACAUACCCUCCUGGAACAAGAGACGACGCUGCCAACGGACUGCAUUACAUCACCGACGCAAUCAGGCACGGCGCGGACGGAAGACUCAAUGAAGAAUCAGUUUUUCAAGCGAACAAAUGGAGAUCAAGCGCCUUUUCUAGUCUCGCGACGACAAAAUGGUUCAGGUCUACACGCAAGACGCAAUUGGCAAAGAUCUUGAAUUCACUGCGGGAUACACUAAGCAGACCUCCACUGUCCAUGGACGAAAGCACAUUCAGGAAAAACGCCGUUAAGCUCGAAGACGACAUCAUUCUGGCGGCUGCAACCCUUAAACAAGAGAUGGCUUGCUCCACGCUCGAAUACACUAUUCUCGAUCCUCGCGACUGGCUCUCUCCUCAAACCCAACUAUACGAGUCGACGCUGAAAGACAUUGACGGUUGGAGAGUUGUAAACCAGAGCCAGUCCGUCGGUGGCAUAUUUCUAUGCUUAUUCCCAGGUGUUUACAAAAGGGCUGCAAAGGACGGGGAGCUGUCCCCGUUGGUGAAGCCUGUUCUCAUCACUUACCACCAAGAUGCCGCAAAGAGUCUCCAAGCUUUCCAAUCGCAAGCGGCACUGUCGACGUUAAAACAACAACGUAGGAAGUCUGAGUCAAACCUCUACCUCCAUCGAUCCGAUGGAAAGCCAGGUGAAGAGGCAGUGCGCUCUGUAAGGCGAAGCAAGCAGAGUGAGCGAGCGGGAGGGUCUAGCUCUGUGUUGGCAAACUUCCUGCCCAAUUCAAUGAAGAACAUUAGAAGCCGCCAGCCAGAGGACGGAUCAAGAUCGAAUGCCAGAUCUCCCAUCGAUUCACAAAGUGGUGGCAGGGCGUUGGAAGACAAGACCAAGCAACGAAAGGCUCAAGGGCCUACACAGUCAGGAGAGAAGCGAGCACACAAAAAGUCCUCGCGACAAGCGGCCUCAGCAACAUCUUCCACAGCUACUUCGGCCGAUUCGCAGAAACGAUCGCUGGCCAGUAUGAGGCGUGAGGAUUCAGGUCGUAACUCGACAAGCGACGUGGAUGUCAUGCCCAAGAAUAUUGCGGCCCAAGACGUACCCGCCACGGUAGCGAGGGGCACUUGGCCACCGCAGAGGAGCGAUAGCAAGGAGGAGUCAGGCGAGGACCAUUCAAACUUGGACGACGCAAGCUCAACUGAUACUACUUCUGCAAGGUGCAGACUGCCAGGCAGCCCUCACGACCUGCGCAUCGACGUUGAUGUUGAGGGCCGUCCAGCGGCAUCAUACACGCUCCAAACAGCCUUGUCUGGGAGAGGUUCAGCUUCCAUAGCUUAUUCAGAGUGGGAUGACCCGUACUAUACUCCACGUAUAACACGAGAUUAG